This is a messenger RNA of Danio rerio (zebrafish), 2895 nucleotides long. Lineage: Eukaryota; Metazoa; Chordata; Actinopteri; Cypriniformes; Danionidae. The record is from RefSeq and is a predicted model, not a curated record.
AAGACUCUUAAUUUGCCAUAUAUGUUUUGCACAAUACGUUCCCUGCGUAGCUCUACGCGAUGACGUCAAGCAGCCAAAGAACAAACCGACGCAUGAUCUGAGAGAAAGAGGCGCCGGCGAACAAGAGGACAUGGCUGUGAACGUAUAUUCCACCUCAGUGACUAGCGACAAUCUGAGUCGUCAUGACAUGCUUGCGUGGAUCAAUGAGUCUCUACAGAUGAACUUUACCAAGAUUGAGCUUUUAUGUUCAGGUGCAGCCUACUGCCAGUUCAUGGACAUGCUGUUCCCAGGCUGCAUACCUUUGAAGAAAGUUAAAUUUGGGGCAAAGUUAGAGCAUGAAUACAUUCACAAUUUUAAGAUAUUGCAAGCUGCCUUUAAGAAGAUGGGAGUUGAUAAGAUUAUCCCAGUUGACAAAUUGGUGAAGGGCAAAUUUCAGGACAAUUUCGAGUAUGUUCAGUGGUUUAAAAAGUUCUUUGACGCCAACUAUGAUGGGAAAGAGUAUGACCCAGUGGAGGCGCGACAGGGCCAGGACACAAUGCCAGUUCCAAACCCCUCCAUGUCUGCCCUCAGCAAGCCCAAGAAGAUCAUGAAUGCAGUCCAUCAGCCUCCCCCUGUUAGGACAACCAAACCAGCAGUUGAAAUCGCACCACAGAGGGCGGCCGUUGCCAAGGUAACACCCAAGAUGGUGCCUGGCUCUGCACGGAGACCUGGUGCUGGUGGCGAUGAGGAAAGAGCAGAGCUAAUUCAAGAGUUAAACAUCUUGAAGUCUACGAUCCAAGAUAUGGAGAAGGAGCGGGACUUUUACUUUGGCAAACUGAGGAACAUUGAGCUGAUCUGUCAAGAGAAGGAGGGUGAAGGAGACCCAACCCUGCAGAGGAUUGUGGAUAUUCUCUAUGCCACAGAUGAGGGGUUUGUCAUACCAGACGCUGAGUCAGAGGACCAGGAGGAGUUCUAAUGCUCGUGUCUCGCUGCAGUUUUACCCUCCUCUCACACCCUCCAUUCCUGCCCUGUCCACACAGUCACUUACCUCCCCUAUCCACACAUUACGUUACGCGUUUGGACUUUUCCGAACAAACUCCAUAUCGAGUCCCAUCGCAUCUGCUAAAGCAUGCAUAGACACACAUCAUGCUGUUUUUAAAGCCCUCAGACCUCUGGCUGCCACGAUACUCCUGUUCCGCUCCCAAGGAAAGAGAGCGUUUCAUCUCUUGUAAUAUACAAUCUAACUUUGCUUUCCUCUUUCAGCAACUUCAGACACCUGCAAAUGUAUUUAUCUUAUUUUAAAUGUCUCCGAAACACAUCGUCUGUAGUGAUUUCUAGUGGCGUCUCUCCCCUCACUGCUGUGGUACAUAUCUGUGAUCACGUCUUAUUUGUACGUUACUGACACAAAAACUGAGGGACGGAAUGACCAAACGUGCGUUUAGUUCAUCGCCAAACCCCUCUGACCUCCUAGUUUCCACUCAUGGUUUUGGUGGUUGCUUUGGCGUAAGGCAGGUAGCAGUCACCACCGCUCCAGUCUAUCCUCAGUGACUGUGCCUUAUACAGACUGUCUGGAGGGAGUGGACCCAGUCUGACGUUUGUCUUUUCUUUGUUUUUUGGAUGUAGUUGAGCGUCGUUUUUCAAGUCGGCGCAUGUACUAACACUCAGUCGUGCUCUUUGGUCUACAGAGCGCAGCGUAUUGUAGAACCACAGUUGCGCGGGUAAAAAUAUUUUAUUAUAAUUUUAUUUUCGUUUUAAAGAAUUAUCUGUAUGAACUACGUUGGUGGACUCGAGGCCAAAAUUUGAGUUAACAAGACAAACACUGCCCGUUUUCUACCUGUUUUUACUGCCUUAUAUUUAAUGCGUUUUUCUAUCCUUUCAUCCGCAUCGUCUCUACUGGCAAAUGUUUGUAAUUCAAGUUAACGUUGAGAGUUUUUUUUUCUUUAGUUUCUUUUGUAAUUAAGUUCAGAAGUAGUAGCAGCAGAAUAUUGUCAGACCCAAAUUUUCACAAGUACACUAGAUAAAAACGUGAGUUAUUUAAAAGAAAAUAUUGCACUCUUUGAAAUCCAUUCCCCAAAUAGCCAUGUCAAGCUGACGUUCUUAAAGCAGAACACUAAAAAUAUCGACUAAAGGAGCUUUUUAGAUGAAAUCUUUUCUUCUUGCGUUUUGAGUUGGAUGCCCUGUGUUUGAUCGCUCACUUCAUUUGUCGCUUUUAGGAGAUUGGUGAAAAGAUUUUGAUUCGGGAUCACUGUGCCAACUUUCUCUGAUGUGUAGCUUCAUUGUUUUCAUCUGCACUGGUCAUUCUCUAUUGCUAUGACUUUUUCUGUGUGUAGUUCUCAAUGUUGCGUUUGAUCUACGUCAAUAGCACAUGCAAAACCGGCAAUCAGAGUUUUAUUGGUGCUAUCAAAUACCUUGACCCUUAAGAACCUGCCUGUUUGUGCUGAAAAGCCUCUUUUGUUGGUUGUUUUGGGUUGAUUGGAUUGGAAACACUGCUGCACUCGAGUGGAUUUAACAGUGCUGGAUCUGUUCUAAAUAGGAGAUAAUAAGAAAACAAGUGACACUCGCAUCUCUGAGUUUGCAUUAUUAUUAUUUUAUUUUUUUGGACAAAAAGUUCAUUGUGAUUUCACAUAAGCCGGACAGCUAAAUAUUGGCAUGAGGUGGAUCCAAAUAAAAAUGUGGAAGGAAGUAGUUUGGAAGCAGGUAAUAUCUGUGAAAUGCAGUGAUUCACCAUUCCUUCCUGUCUUUCAAUGCUCUGUGGCCUUUAAGAACAAUCUGUAGCGAAGGUACUCAGUACAUUGUGGGCCCCCGCGCCACGACCAAACUGUCUCUCUCCCUGUUUUUUUGUACUUGCAGGCUGUUAAAGAAUUCCACAUUUUUAACUGAAGUCCAUUUCUUACAAUAAAACAGUAUUUACAUGUC